This is a messenger RNA of Geodia barretti, 1017 nucleotides long. The record is from the annotation of a GenBank genome assembly. Lineage: Eukaryota; Metazoa; Porifera; Demospongiae; Tetractinellida; Geodiidae.
AUGUCCCCACCACUCGUCGUCGCAUUUGGUGUCGCGGGACGGAUAGACAUUGAUCUCACUACUGAACCGCUUGGACACAACGACGUAGGGGAGGCUGUCUACCUAAAGGACAUCUGGCCCACCCGCCAAGAGAUCACCGAAAUGAUCGCUGCCGCAGUCGAUCGACGGACGUUCCGAGAGAUAUAUGAGUCGAUCGGCAAUCAAGCACCGGAAUGGGAAGAACUUUCAGGCGCGACAGGAGUCCUCUACCCGUGGAACGAGAGAAGCACCUAUGUCCAACAUCCCCCGUUCUUUGAAGGGUUUGCACGUGAACCUGCUCCUAUCUCGGAUGUCGUGGAUGCCCGUAUUCUCGGCAUCUUCGGCGAUUCUGUCACUACUGACCAUAUAUCCCCAGCGGGUGCAAUCGCAGCAGCGAGUCCUACGGGGGAAUACCUCCAAGAACAUGGGGUUGAAAUACGAGAUUUCAAUACCUACGGAUCCAGACGUGGUAACGACCGUGUGAUGAGUCGUGGUACGUUCGCUAACCGUCGUGUCCGGAACUUGAUGACACCCGAUGUAGAGGGCGGAUAUACGCUUCAGUAUCCUGAGGAAACACAAACGACUAUCUACGAAGCGGCACUCCACUACAGCGAAAACGAAGUUCCAACCGUUAUUUUCGCCGGACAGGACUACGGUAUGGGAAGUUCUCGGGAUUGGGCGGCAAAGGGACCCAAACUCUUGGGUGUCAAAGCUGUCGUUGUGGAGAGCUUCGAGCGUAUCCACCGCAGUAACCUCAUCGGCAUGGGAAUCUUACCCUUGCAAUUCAAGUCGGGGGAGAACGUCCAAACGCUCAACCUUGACGGAAGCGAGAUUAUCAGUAUCACAGGUUUUGCCGAAGACCUCCAGCCGGGACAGAUGGCGACAAUGAACAUCGUCCGUGCAAAUGGUGAGACACAGACGACGGAGUUGUUAAUCAGAAUUGACUCACCCGUGGAGGUGAGAAUACUACUAAACACGGUGGCAUUCUGGAUUACGUAA